This is a messenger RNA of Ornithorhynchus anatinus (platypus), 2837 nucleotides long. RefSeq names its product zinc finger and SCAN domain-containing protein 23-like. Gene Ontology annotation, molecular function: RNA polymerase II cis-regulatory region sequence-specific DNA binding; DNA-binding transcription factor activity, RNA polymerase II-specific. The record is from RefSeq and is a predicted model, not a curated record. NCBI's taxonomy places the organism in Eukaryota, Metazoa, Chordata, Mammalia, Monotremata, Ornithorhynchidae. Gene Ontology annotation, biological process: regulation of transcription by RNA polymerase II.
AGGUUCGUCCCGGAGGAGUAUCGCCGUCCCUGUUGGGAUCCUACGGUUUACCUGACCCGAAUUGACUUGAAGAGAAACACAAGGCGAGAUCUCCAGGAGCCCAGGACAGGAAGUGGUUGAUUUGCACAGAGCGGGUUCAACCAAGCCGGAGCGGCCCUGUCCGUCGAACGUGAACGAUGACGGCAGAAUCAAGGGGGCUGGCGGCCCCGGCGCCCCAGGUCUGGACUCCCGGAGAGCCGGAGGGGCUUCCGACGGGGAACACAGAGGAGGACUUGUCCCGGGGCACCGAAUCCGGCCGUCACGGAAACGGGGAGAUCUUCCACCGGCGUUUCCGCCAGUUCCGCUACCAGGAAGCGUCCGGGCCCCGCGAGCCCCUGAGCCGACUCCGGGAGCUCUGCCGUCGGUGGCUGAGGCCCAAGAAGCACACGAAGGAGCAGAUCCUGGAGCUGCUGGUGCUGGAGCAGUUCCUGACCGUCCUGCCCGGAGAGAUCCAGACCUGGGUGCGGCUCCAUAAACCGGAGAGCGGAGAGGAGGCGUUGACCCUGGUGGAGGAUUUGCAGGGAGCGUUGGAUGGACCGGAGCCAUUGGUGAGAGAGGACAAGUUCAUGGGUCCCGGCCUGUGCACCCGGACAGGAAGUGCUUACGGAGGAUCCGAUAGCCCCGGGAGCAGUCCAAGAUUCGCCUCCUACUUCUCCUCGUGUCGGGUCCUCACCAAAGGGAACAGAGCUUGGGUCCCUUCAGCCCGAGCUCUGGCCGCUCCCCAGGAACCUUCCCUUCCCCCAGAGGGACACUCAGGAGAGAGGGGAAUGGCAGCUGUCCUUCAGAGAACCAGGACUCAGGGAUCGGUAGCAUUCGAGGACGUGGCCAUGACCUUCACCCACGAAGAGUGGGGGCACCUGGACCCCACCCAGCGUGACCUGUACUGGGAUGUGACGCUGGAAAAUUAUGGGAAUCUCGCCUCACUGGAUAAGUCCUCUGCCUUUUGGGGAACAGGAGGCAAGAAUGAGCUCAGGAGAAUCUGUGAGACUGGCACAGGCCGAUCCAUCGGUAGUAUCAGCGAGUGCCUUGGAUUUUCACUUACCCCGUCUGAUGUGAUCUCCCAGCUGGAAGAAGGGGCAGACCCACGAAGCCUGGGUCUGCAGGAAGCUGAGGGCAGAAAGACCCUGAGAGAUGUUUGCACAGAUUGUAAAAGCGGACCUGAGACUGAAGCAUCAGUUCCCCCGAAGCAAGAUACUUGUGAAGAAGCAGGUUUACAUAGAGCCUUAUUGGUAAGACUCCAGCAGAAUAUUCUCAUGGCUUCUGUGGAUGGCAAACCAUCUGGACUUGAGAGCAAAUUAGAAAAGCAGCGUGGGAAUCCCAGUGAUGGGAGACUGAGGAAAUUCCCUAGCCAAGAUAGAGAUUUCAGAAAUGCCGAAGUCCGUAAGAGAGCUCCCGCGGAGAAGAGGUCUUGUGAGUGUGGGAAAACCUCCAGGAGACGUUCCCCCCUCGUUGAUCGUCUGCGAAUUCAUACCGGAGAGAAACCCUUCCAAUGCGAUGAAUGUGGAAAAGCCUUCAGUCAGCAUUCAGACCUCAAUAGGCAUCAAAGGAUUCACAUCGGAGAAAAGCCCUUCAGAUGCAACGAGUGUGGGAAGGCCUUCUACCAACAUUCAGACCUCAAUAGACAUCUGAGAAUACACACGGGAGAGAAACCCUACAAAUGUAAUGAAUGUGGGACCUUCAAAUGGAGUUCGCGUCUUAUCGAGCAUCAGAGAAUUCACACUGGAGAGAAACCCUACAAAUGUAAGGAAUGUGGGAAAGCCUUCAGUCAACAUUCGAACAUUAUUAAACACCAGAGGAUCCAUACUGGAGAGGAAGCCCUACAAAUGUAAAGGUUGUGGGAAAGCCUUCAGUCAACACUCCAGUCUUGAUUGGACAUCAGAGACUUCAUACUGGGGAGAAACCCUACAAAUGUAAUGAACUGGGGAAAGCCUUCCAAAGGAGUUCAUACCUUAAAGCACGGGAGCGGGAAUUCACUCUGAACAAGAACCUUGCAGAUGAAAUUAAUGGAGGAGAGCCUUUCAGUGGAAUUUUUACGUUCGAACCCAUGAGGAAGUUUAUACUGGAGGGAAAUCUUUCAGAUGAAAUGAAUGUGAGAAAGCCUCCAGGUGGAGUUUAUACCUCAGAACCCAUGAGAGAAUUUUUCCUGGAGAGAAAUCCUGCAAAUGCAGUGAAUAGGGGAAAGGCUGCGAGUGGAAAUCAUCCUUUAGAGUCUAGCUGCCAUCUCCACGGGGUUGGCCUUAUUUGAAGGGUUUCUCUCCAGGAUGAAUUCUUACAGGGCAGGAGGGGCAGCUGAAGCUAGCCUACUCUAUCCCCUUGGAACUGGGAAGGGAUGGAAAGUGGAGCAGCGAUGGUGGGAGGGAGUGGGCUGCUGCUCUUGGGGUUUUCAUCGGGGUUGGGCUGACCUGCUCUUCUCAACCUUACUCCUAAGCCCCUUGACUAGGACCUGUCCACUUGCCUCGCCCCAGCCAAUCCCCACAGCAGCAGUUCUGCCUGAAGCCAAAGAUGCAGCAGCUCAGGCCUCCCUCAGAGCUGCACGAGAGCCGCGGGUCCUGAUUCGAAAGCAGCAGCCUUCUUGGGGCCUUACGGGGUUGCGUGGGCUGGGUGGCACCCUGCAGAGGUCGCGGAGCUCAACCGUAUGUCCAACACCCAGCAGCUCCCUUCAGGCUGCCUGGGCGGAGCGGACAAGAGUGAGGCAGGCAGAAGGCUCCAGUUUAAAGGGGGCUUGGGGUGGGACUGAGAGUAACUGCCCUCAGCCAGCUUUAGUGCCUCAGGAGGACCUGGAAUAUGGUGGUGUUGAA